This is a messenger RNA of Monoraphidium neglectum, 1539 nucleotides long. RefSeq lists its product as hypothetical. NCBI's taxonomy places the organism in Eukaryota, Viridiplantae, Chlorophyta, Chlorophyceae, Sphaeropleales, Selenastraceae. The transcript is spliced from 5 exons. The record is from RefSeq and is a predicted model, not a curated record. The coding region runs from base 1 to 1539 and encodes 512 amino acids.
AUGGACCCCGCUCCCAACCUGGGGUACCUGCUGUCCUCGCGCCUGGGCGACGACUGGAGCGCGGACCGGUUCCAGCCCAAGCCGGAGCUCCUUGCCCAGCUGUCAACAGACGCGUUCGAAUCCCUCGACCCCUUGGUCAAGGCGCGCCUCAUUCUCUCCUGCCUAAUGGCCGCGUCCCGCCAGCAGCCGCGUGGCGCCGCGGCUGCGGCUGCGGCUGGCGCCGAGACUGGCGGCUUGCAGUCGCAGCAGCAGCAACCGGGCGGCGGCAGCCAGCUCGCGGCGCAGCUGCGACGGCUGGGGGACAUGGCCCUGGCGGACGACGAUGCGUGGGUCAAGGUGCUGGGCGCUGCCGCGGGGGACUUUGAUGGACGGCUGGACCUCGGUGCGGUGUGCGCUGCCAACCCCAAGGUGAACGCGACCGUGGCGCGGCUGCGGGAGCUCGCGGCCGGCUGCACCAACGCGCACCUGUACCCCCCUCUUGAGGAGUUGUACCUGGCGCCGUCAAACGCCGAGGCUGCGGCGGCGCAGCAGCAGCGGCAGCACCACCACUUCACCCCCAGAGCGCCCGGGGAGGUGCCCGCCCUGCGCGUGCGCGCCCGGGCGCCGGGCCCGCUCAGCCCCAAAGGGCUGCCGCGGCAAGGCUCAAUGCUUGCGCGGCGCGGCACCAGCACAGGGGAAGACGCCGCAUUCCGCCCAGCACGGGCGGCCGAGGCGCCGCCGCGUGCCCAGCAGCGCGCUCAGCAGCAGCCCGAGCGGCGCGCCGGCAAGCACCCUGUGCAGCCAGUGGGUCAGAGGGAGGCGGUGUCGCGGCUGUCGCUGCAGGCGCUCGCAGGGAACAAGGACGCGGCCAAGCUCCUGCGGCAGCAGCAGAAGGAAAAGCUGCUGCAGCAGCAGCAGCAGCAGCAGGAGCAGCAGCAGCAGCAGCAGCAGGCGCUUGAGCCACAGCAGCAGGCCCCCGCCGGUGGCGCGGCGCCCAAGGUUCGACUCCCCCUGCAGCUCAAGCGGACCGGGGGGGCAGCCCAGCCCGUCCAGCCGAGGGCCCCGCCACCAGGGCCGGAGGAGGACGAAGCAGGGGCCGAGCCGGUGCUGGGCAGCAGCGCUGCGCGGCUGGCAUCGUGGGACGACGAUGACGACGACGAUUUCGAGCCGGCCCGCGCGACGGCGGCCGCGCCGCGGCCGGCUUUGCAGAUCGCGCGCGGCGGGCGGCAGCCGUCAGGGCGUCUCCGCGCGGCCGCGGCGUCGGGGGCGGUGGCGGCAGACGUGUCGGGGGAGCAGCGGGCGGCGGAGGAGGACGCCCUGCUGGAGGAUGACGUGGCGCAGGGAGACGGGGCUGAGGCGCCGCAGUCAGCUGCGCGGCAGCUUCAGGAGCAGCAGCUGAGGGAGCUGUUUGAAGAUGAGGACGACGAGGCGGAGGCCGGGCCCACAGCUGGCGGCGCGUCGGCCACGGGCGCGGCGGGUGUGGAGGCAGCUGCGGCGGGCACGCCAAGUGCCAAGGCGAAGCGGCGGCGCGCGGUCAUUUCUGACGAUGACGAGGAUUAG